UGCAAGCUGAUCCAGCUGGGUGACGUCCCUGCCGAUGGGGUCAAGGUGGUAACUAGAUGAUCUGUAAGUUCUUUUGCAACACAAAUCAUUCUAUUAUUAUAUGAUUCCAUAAUGUUCUAGGAAAGACUGGUGAAACAUGCUUCUGGGAAGUUUUGAGGUGUCUGAAGAGAGGACAACAUCCCUGGGAUGGGCCAGAUUGAACAACUUGAGGUUUUAUGUGUGUGCUCAGUAUAGUUUAAUCUGCACAGGCAGCAUGUUGCUGCUUCUAGUCCUUCUUGCAACUUCAUUUUGGUCUCGUGGAGACAUGCAGUCAGCGCCAGUGCAAACCCCAGAGGUGCACCAUCAGAUGAAGGGCAGAUCUGCCAGCAUGUCAUGCCGACUGAUGAAUGAAGACAUUGUGCACUGGUACAAGCAGCUUCCUGGAGAGCCACCAAAGAGGAUACUGUACUUGUCAGGACAUACAUCUGCUUUUGAUGACAGCAAUGAUAGAAAUAGAUUUGAAGUCCAAAAGGAUGCUACUCAGCCCUUAUAUGGUCUCACGAUAAAGUCUUUAACCCCAAGGGAUUCUGGCACUUACUACUGUGCAUAUUGGCACUACAGCACAGCAUUAGGUGAUCAAAGUGGUUAUUACAACAAGGUGUUUGGCUCAGGUACAAAACUCGUUGUGUCAGACAAAGGAAGCUCUCCACCAGCAAACUCGGAAAUCCUGCAGAAAAAACAUGAAAAUCAGAUAAUGUAUGUUUGUCUUAUUGAGAAAUUCUACCCAGAAGUUAUUCGAGUGACAUGGACUGAUGAAGAAAAGGAGAUAACAGACAAUGUAGUAAAAGGUGAUGCUUGGCAACCCACAGAAGAGGAUGAAUACUCAAUUGCCAGCUGGUUAACUGUACCAGCAGACAACAAAGACAAGAAAUAUUACUGCAAAUAUGAGCAUGAAAACCAAAAGAAUUCACUACCAUCACAAGUAAAUUCUAUGAAGAAUGCUCCUCAGGAAGGGGACUGCAGCACAAUUUUUAAUAGAGAUGUUAUGCUUUCAGAUGUUACACUUCCAGAUCACUUACUGCACAGGACAGCAUAUUUAGUGUACAUCAUCCUUCUUCUGAAGAGCAACAUGUACUAUCUUAUCAUACUCUUCUUCAUUUACAGAAUGCAACCUCCAACCAAGCACCAAGGAAAGAAGGUGUAAAUGCUUGUUUAAGAAAAGGUUACAAAUUGAUUGUGGAUUUACUUUGCUUACCUAUAUAGACUCCCCUGCUCUGUAUUAGAUGUAACAGCAAAAAAAAAAAUCCCAAAAUAAUUUUCUGGCAUUAGUGCAUAGGGCUCAUUUCGCUUUAUUGCUAGUGUUUUUAUAUCAAUCUAGUUUUCCUAAUUUUUUUCUGAAUAUCAAACAAGGAUAGGCAAUAGCAGUAAUGGAUUUUAAUCCAAAGUCCAUAUUGCAAAAUGAAGAACAUACUUAGAUUGGAAGUAGUUAUGCAUGCAGAAGAGUAGGGAUGCAAUGGUAUUUUUGAUAUAUAAAGCACAGAUGGGUUUUGUCAUCGCACUUAAGGCUUAAUUAGGAGCAUUCCUGUGCAGUAAAUUCAUAGAUAUUUUUCCAUUUUUACUUUCAAUGAUUUGUUGCCACUCUCAUUUAUCCAACAAAUGAGGACUUAAUUAUUCUGAAGUGAUGAGUGCUUUAAGAGACAAUUAAACAUAAUUUUUAAAAGUGAACAUGGGAGUUUUGAACAAAGAAGUCAGAUGAGAAUAAAAGCAAUUAUAAGGUGUGUGCAUAUAGAAAAUGAAGAAAUCCACCAGCACUGUGACACAGUCUGAAAAUCUGCACAUUGUGUUUUUAAAGAGAGAAACCAAUGGUAAUUAUCAUAUACAUCACCUUGUUUAAAGACACAUUUUUAAAUUGAGCAAAACCUCAAAUCUGAAGCUUUGAUAGAGAAAGUAUUUUCCCAAAAGAAGAAAAAUUCUCAGAUGUUGCACGUUGAACUCUUAAUCUCCAGGUUCCACAAAUCAGUUCCUUUCAAGUUUAUGCAGAAAAAUAGGAAUUAGACAUACUGGGAUAAAGCACUUGCUCAGUUUUUGUCAUACGUUUGUAGAUAAGUGCUUGCAGCAUUUACACUCACUGUAUCAUUUAAUGAUGAGGGCAAUAAAAGCUUUCCUCCAGCCGCAGUUGUGAGGUCUCUGUUUGUUCUCCAGAAUUUCCACAGCCUGUAUAAAGAUGCCUAGAAAACCUGAUUCAUUUCUCUGUUCAUAUAAAUUUCUCAGGAAAUCAAAGAUCCUUAAAACAUUAGUUUUCUGCUUUUCAGUUAAACAGGAACACUUUUACAGAGAACAAUAAAAGCUAGUCUGUUACAUUUUUCUGUUGCAAAACAGAAAGCUAGGCUUUGUAAAACGGAGCUAAGCCAAGCCAGGGGGAAAUGUUACAAAAGGACUGCCCACCUCCUAGGGCUCACACCAUCUCCAACACAAGGGAACAAAAGUAUGUCAGGCUCAGUUCUAACAACCACAGCUAUUUUGCUAAUGGCAUAUCUUGCAACUUAUUUUACAAUAUGUAUAUUGAAGCCAAAACAACUAAUUACUGCCUUAAAUGUCAUGUUACUCUUCAGUGCAAAGAAAGAUGUGAUUUCUAAUCUUCAGUCAAACUCUGUUUGAGAAAUGGCUGG
Messenger RNA from Neopelma chrysocephalum (saffron-crested tyrant-manakin), 2648 nucleotides. Its product is annotated as immunoglobulin kappa light chain. NCBI's taxonomy places the organism in Eukaryota, Metazoa, Chordata, Aves, Passeriformes, Pipridae. The coding region runs from base 137 to 1183 and encodes 348 amino acids. The transcript is spliced from 7 exons. The record is from RefSeq and is a predicted model, not a curated record.